Messenger RNA from Sitodiplosis mosellana (orange wheat blossom midge), 961 nucleotides. Its product is annotated as ninjurin-B. Gene Ontology annotation, biological process: cell adhesion; tissue regeneration. Gene Ontology annotation, cellular component: membrane. The transcript is spliced from 3 exons. The coding region runs from base 297 to 947 and encodes 216 amino acids. The record is from RefSeq and is a predicted model, not a curated record. Lineage: Eukaryota; Metazoa; Arthropoda; Insecta; Diptera; Cecidomyiidae.
AUCAACUGCGGCUCGUAUUUGAUAAUACGAAAUUGAAGUUCAGAAUAAAACUUAUGUGUUUUUUCGCAUUUGAAUUCAGUUUUGAACAUACUUUGAAGAACGUACACAUACAAUUGCGAAAUAUUAAUAUUGACAAUAGUUUGAUUGACAAAUCCAUAUAUGACAUAACGUCAUUUUAGUGUGAAUCCUCGCUACGAAAUGCAAAACAAUAUUUGAUUAGGUUAUUAACCUGUGUCAUCAAUCUUACAUUUUAUUCGUUUCAAGCAAAGUUUUUAUUCACAAAGUUGAACAUAAAAAUGAGCACAUCCAAUGAGUUGAUAGAAACGCCAUCAGCUAUUGAAAUCGAUUCGAGUGCUAUUGAGCUAAAACCAGGUAUAAAUCGUUAUUAUGAUUUUGAAAUGUGUAGAAUGUGCAAGAAAAGAAUUGCAGUUAAAAAAGUCGAUAUGAUUCGCGGGAAACUUAUUUCAGUUAAGGCAACAUCGAUGGAAGAUGUGGAGGAGAAAUCGAUAGGUUUGGACACAGUCGAUCAAGGAUGUGUUGGAUGUAGCACGAAAGAUUUGAGGCAAAUCAAAGAGGGUGUCUCCUUAUCGAUAUCAUCAGAUGAUGAAACUGAAAAUGCGAUUCCACUGAAAAAAUCGAAUAGCACAUCGUACAGAGGAAUGAUGGAUAUAGCGCUAUUGACCGCAAAUGCGAAUCAACUGAGGUUUUUGAUAACAUACAAUUCUGAGGAAAAGACUUUUUUCAUCAGUGCCACAUUAAUUAUCCUAUCUCUAAUCGUUCAAGUGCUCGUUGGAAUUGGAUUGAUAUACAAGCGUCAUGUGAAGAAGAAAGGCGAUAAAAGCAAAGCGGAUAAAGUUGGCAGUUUGGUAACAUGUGGAAUAUUUUGCCUAGCCGUUUUGAAUGUGUUAGUUGUUUCCUUUACGACAACUAGUAUAAAAUCCGCUUAAUUUCACCGUCAAUG